Molecule: messenger RNA, 468 nt
Organism: Alternaria viburni
Lineage: Eukaryota; Fungi; Ascomycota; Dothideomycetes; Pleosporales; Pleosporaceae
Exons: 2
Coding region: 1-468 (155 amino acids)
Source: RefSeq, a predicted model, not a curated record
AUGGUCGGCAUUGCAAUCGCUCAGACCGUGUCCAAUUCGAAAGUUCUCUUGACCGACCUUCCAGAAGCUAGAGAGAUCGUUGAGCGAAACAUCGACUCGGCAGUCAAAGCACCAGGUGCAUCACUCGCGUUCAUGAAACUGGACUGGGAUGCAGAGUUACCUGGUGAAGUACAGACCAGCUCAGAACCUCUCGAUCUUAUUCUCGCUGCUGAUUGCACCUACAACCCAGACAGCAGCCCCGCACUAGUCAAAACGCUUGCACGACUCUCCAGAGCAAACCCUAAAGUCAGGAUUGCCAUCGCAAUGAAAAUGCGCCACUCAAGCGAAGCAGUUUUCUUCAAACUAAUGUCCGAUGCAGGAUUCCUAGAGACAGACAAGAUGGAGUUUCCAUUGCCAGGAGAUGUCGAAGUUGGCGAGGAGACUGUGUACUUGCACGUCUACUAUAGGGCAUUCUUUGCUCCUACCUAG